AUUUUUGGCCCGGCCGGGGGCCAAUACUUACAGUGAGCAGAAUUUGGCAAACGUGUAUACGGUCUCUUUUUCCUUCUGAACAUACAAUGGCUGCUUCUCAGAACAAGGCUCUCGCUGCCAAGAAGGCCGCCCUCAAGGGUGUCCAUGGUAAGGCUGUCCGUAAGAUUCGUACCUCCACUCACUUCCACAUCCCCAAGACCUUGGUUUUGAACCGUGCCCCCAAGUAUGCUCGUAAGUCUAUUGCCCAUGCUCCCCGUAUGGAUCAAUACCGUGUCAUCCGUCAGCCUCUUAACACCGAGACUGCCAUGAAGAAGAUUGAGGAACACAACACCUUGACCUUCCUCGUUGAUGUCAAGGCCAACAAGAACCAAAUCAAGGAUGCCGUCAAGAGACUCUAUGAUGUCGAAGCUGCCCAAGUUAACACCCUCAUCAGACCCGAUGGUUACAAGAAGGCUUUCGUUCGUUUAACCGCUGAUGUUGAUGCUUUGGAUGUUGCCAACAAGAUUGGUUUCAUCUAAACUAUUCACUCAUUAUUGAGUAGGUGUCUUAGCCGAAUAAAAUUAAAAUAAAAUGAUCUCUUUACUGUAAAGAAGCAUAAAAAACAAA
Mucor mucedo is the source of this 606-nucleotide messenger RNA. Its product is annotated as ribosomal protein L23/L15e core domain-containing protein. The coding region runs from base 87 to 518 and encodes 143 amino acids. Gene Ontology annotation, molecular function: structural constituent of ribosome; rRNA binding. The transcript is spliced from 4 exons. Gene Ontology annotation, cellular component: cytosolic large ribosomal subunit; ribosome. The record is from RefSeq and is a predicted model, not a curated record. NCBI's taxonomy places the organism in Eukaryota, Fungi, Mucoromycota, Mucoromycetes, Mucorales, Mucoraceae. Gene Ontology annotation, biological process: ribosomal large subunit assembly; translation.